AGGAGAUCAAGAGUUACGGCAUCUCGCUUUGCGACAGCCGAGGCCUGCCGUCUGUAUUUAGCUUCGUACCUGCUAAUAGACGUUAGCGUAACCACCGUGAGGCGAGUAUCGAUAUCUGCUGGAGUACAAUGGGAAUAGAGGAUGAAACUGAUCGGACGCUCUUCAUAAGAAAUUUAGAUCAAAGAGUAACGGAGGAGCUUUUGUUUGAGUUGUUUUUACAGGUAACGUUUUCACACACGUUAGAAAAAUACGUUAGCAAGUGACAAGAUAGCAUCCAAACAAACACAGGCUAGUGCUAUAAAACGAAAGCGAAUAUGUGAGGAAAUACCGCUUUAAACGUCUCGGUUAUGUGGUUAAAGACGUAAUUUUAAACAUUCUUGUGUCGUUUUGGCUAAGGUUGAUUUUACACUUGAUGUAUACAUCUGCAAAACGAUGCUCUUUAUCCAGUCAUCUUUAGUGCAGCUAACGCUAGCUAGCUGUUUAGCUUUAGCAGGUGGUUGUCUGGGUAACACUCACCGAUUGCUUUUUGCUUUCCAGGCAGGACCUCUCAUCAAGACUAAAAUCCCCAAAGACUCUGAUGGGAAACAGAAAACUUUUGGUUUUGCUGUAUAUAAACAUGAAGUGUCCGCGCCGUAUGCCGUCCAGUUACUGAAUGGAACAAAUCUGUUUGGGAGAUGUCUUCAUGUUCAGUUCAGAUCAGGUCAGUUUACCUCAAUGUUUCAAACGCACUUGUUCAGGUAAAAAUGUCUCGCUCUAUUGUAUAUAGCUUUUCUUGCAAAUAUUCCUCUGACAGAGUUGUACAUAUCUGUUCUGGUUAUUCUUCCUAGGUUUUUAAGGGUACAUAAUGUAAACUGUAUUCAAACAGUUGUAGUAAUAGUUGGUUUCCAUUUCCUUAUCACAGGCAGCAGUCAUAGCAACAGUCCGGGGAAUUCACAGAAUACAAGUCCAGCAAAUACACCAAAUCCCCAUGGUCAGAGGUAAGGAUUUUCAAUCAACAGUUUGUCUGAAAAGCGAAAAAAUGACAGUGUUUACAACAGGGUGACGGUAUACUAAAAGGGGCUAGAGGGGUGGGAGUCUGCAAAUUAAGAUCCAUCCAUCCAUCCAUUUUCUACUGCUGGUGCAUAUCCCAGCAUCUGUGUCGUGCACUGGAAACCUUAUAAAUGGCAGCAGUGGGGAAAUUUUCGGUAAAGUUGUUAAGAUAUUCACAGAUUUGGACCUCCAGGAUCAGUAAUGCUGAGAUGAAAUGUUGUCUAAACACAAAUGAUGCCUCUUUCAUGUCGCAAUAGCACAGACUAUUAGCUAUGAGAAUCAAAAACAGAUUUCUUUUACAAAAAAAGCCGUUCUUCGAGCUGGAUGAAUAAUACUGAUCUGUAUGUGCAUGUGGGCGAGAGUGCAGGGAUCGUCUGCAAAUUACGACACAAGAGCAAGACUCUGCAAACAAAAAUCAAUAUCCCCGCUAUAAUAUAGUAGAGACCUGAAAAUCACCUCACUCACCAAGGGACUCUUCAUACUACAACAGCUGUUUUAGGAAAAUGUGCCUUUUUAUAAUUUUGGUGAAUUUUUGUUGUUAUGAAUCAUAAAUGUCUUCCAAAAUUAAUCAAUAGCUCGACUGUCAUAUCAUGUGUGUCCCAUCCCACCCCUCCAAAAAAAAUUUUCAGGCACAGGAUUUUUUUCUGCUUCCAGCUCUGUAAAACAAGCCUUGUUUCUACAAUGUUCAAUCUAUGAUAACCUGAUCAGCCUCGCUUUGGGAAGGCUGAUCACUUCUUGCUUUCUGUUUACUUUAUGUGCACUCAUAAGUACAACAGAACAACUCAUUUGUUUUAUAUACAGUUGUCUGUAUGUUUUGAUUGAUGAAGUGACGACUUAACUAGGAGUCUGUUGAUUCAGAGGUACCAACGUAAGUAAAGCAAGAAAAGUGCCUGCUGGGAUUUUAAUUAACUUUUUUCAGAACUCUUGAGACAGAACAAUGCUUAAGGUUACGUGAUUAAUCAAUUUCAAUUACAAUUUUUUUCCUCCCAGGUAUAUAGAAACAGAAGAAUUGAGUUUAGUCAGUUGCUUUGCUGCCUGUCAUGUUGUGCCGGCUUUUUCCUAUGCAGCGAAUAGAGCACACCCAUUUUUUCUUCUUCACAGCAGAGUAUGAGCUCUGUGCCUUCCUUCAAACAGCUUUCGUUCAUCAUUAAGAGCUCAGAUUGAAAUACAACAGAAUCUGGGAGCACAAAUGUGCCUAAUAGUGUGUUAAUUAGGGACUGAUUGAAGUGGAGACAGGAGAGGAGCAGGAGGAGGCAGGUGUACCUGUGUGUUUGGAAAGUUGAGUAGAACAUGGCCUGAAAGAGUGUAGUGAUCCUAAAGCUGUGAAAAUGCUUGCCCAGUAAGCUUUUACAGUCAACUCUGAAGCUGCAGAAGUCCAGUCAGAUAGAUAGGCAGGCAUCUGCACUCAUAAAAAUAAAAAAUAGUCUUUAAUAAUCCUCUUUUUAUCUUUAUAAAUAAUUUUUUUCAGGGCUCUGAAUUUUUAUGUUUUACAUGUGUUAAAUACUGGAAAUGCACAUGCUGCAGAUCACACGAAUCAUGAGUAAUCAAAUCGCAGGCUUACGAUCUCAGUAUCUAACCAAAUAAUCAUGAUUAUGACUUUUGCUAUCAUCAAGGCACCUUGAUGUUUACUGCAGAAAGUCUCUGUAAUAUUGUGUCCCAUAUCAGUAUCCAUUUAGGGCUGCUUCUUCUACCUUUGAACCAUCUAGUUCCUUCUGCAGGGUUGUUCGUAGGCUUGGACAUAUUUGGGCUUCCAGAUAUUUUUUUCUGUUUGUAAAUAACUAUCUUCUUUUUGCUCUUCUAAAGAGUUGUGCUAGAAAACAUUUCUACUUGAAAAUAUUGGUAGUAUCACACUAUUACAAUUGAAUUUAGUAUUACAUUUUGUGGCACGUGGAUUGUUCAACAAGAGUGGAAAAGGCUAUUUUUGUUAUGAACCUUAAAAGCUGCUCAAACUUGCUUAAUUUAAAUUAUCCCCUGUUCUUUGUAGCCGCUGUUCUCCCCUCAUAUCUGUUUGAAAUGAAACUGUCAUGCUCCAGAUUCCCAGAAUAACCAUACAUUAGCAGUCAUGAUCUGAAGCACCUCAGUCUCUAUGAAUGUAUUUUGUCAGGUAAUGGAUUUCAUUUACUAGCUAUUGGGUGAAAGGAAAGAAAAUAACACCAUUAUUUGUCAUGCGUAACACUCGAGCUCCAGACUAAAAUAGAUAUAAAGCCCCAUAAAGCACUCAACAGCUGGGCCUAAGGGAACAUAGACACAACAGUGAGGGUUCCUCUGUCAGUCUUAGAGUUCCUGGAAGUUUGUGGUAUGCUGAUUUUUUUUUUUCUUAACUUAACUGAGGUGUUAUAUCUCUGAACGUCGUUUUUAUGCCUUCUCAGAGAAAGUUUAAAAAGUGAUUUCUUUAAUAACCUUAAAAAAAGUGUCUCACACAACUAUAACUAAUCAUGACUGAAAAUAAUCAUUAUCUUUGGUCAGGAGCAGAACAUAAACAAACAAAAUAAAUGAAAAAUGUACUUUGUAUGUAAUGCAACUUCUUUGUAUUUCUAAAGGCCAAAUUGAAUUAUCAACACAACAAUAUUCAGAGUUUAUCGUACUAAAGUUUGUCAUGUUUUCAGUUGUCUGAAUGUUGUUCUUUUUAAUUGUUUGUAUUGUGUGUUUAGACCUUUUGAAAGGACAUUUAUAGCUCAAGUAAAUGUUACCACAGUAAAAUACUUCUUUAAUUCAGUUUGAUUGCAGUUUACAUGUUGAUAAUUUUGCUGUAAUUCACUUCUGUUGCUGCUCAAUGAAAUGACUAUGAAUAAGUAAUUUACACUGUUGGAUUGAGAACGGAUAUUCUUUGUGUGAGGACCGUGUUUGUAGAUUCAUGUGUACACUGUGUUUGACUCAGAGAUGUUGAACAGUGGCAUUUUGAGACAACAAAUGCUUGGUUGAGUUGAAUUGGCUCAACAUGAUCAAGACUUGCACUGGCCUUUUUUUGUGAUGAGUAAAAAUAUGAUUCACUUCUUCCAGGACACCGAUCCAGUUCAGCUCUCCACCGUACACUCCUCCACCCCAAAUGCAGAGGUCUAUCUCAUCCCCUGAAAAUCUGCAGAAGCAUGCCAUGGUAAACUCGUCAUGCCCUUAUGAUGAUAGAAUGAAAUUUCUCUUGACAAAGAGGAGGUAGGAAUAUGUCGUUUGUAUGUUUAAUCACACAGGUUUUGUUUUCUGUUUCUUCUUCCAUCUGCAGAUGAACAACAUGUGGCAGCUCCACAUGACGCAGCUUGAGCAGUUGAACGGCGGCUUUUUAAAGCCCCAGCAGAGGGGACACUCUGGAGGAGGCGGCUCAAGGCAUCAUGAUAACUCCCCCUAUCAUCGCAGUUCGUCCCAAACAAACAGCGGCGGUAGGAAUCACCGAUAUUCAGAGGAACAAGGUUCCGGACGCCAUCAUCAAUACAGUCAAGGCCGAGACGGCUAUCACCAUCAGAACGACAGGAGCAGCUCCCGUCACCAUGACAGCAGAGGUGGCAGCAGACAUCACGACGACAGGGGGAGCAACCGUGGCUACCAGGACAACAGAUGGCGACGCUACUGAGACACAGGCAGGGUGUCUUGUCGGGACUAUGCUGAUUCACAAACCUUUUGGACAGACCUCUUAAAAAAAAAAAAAAAAAAAAAAACAUGGAUUAUGUUGAAAAAUUCACACGUAUGCUCAGGGAUUUUUUGUACAUAAUCCUGCCAGAUUCAAUAACUUCUGCCUUGGAGCAUUUUUUUUCUUUUUUUACUUUGAAUGUGUUUUUAAAUUUUUACACUUCUUAAAUAUGAGCUUUUUCUCAUCAAUGUCACUAAAAUUUGAAGUUAAGAGGUCUAAUGUAUGAGCAGGGAAAAAAAUAAAACAAAACAAAUGACUUGUGACAUUGUGGAAGAUAAAAACAAACACCACGUAUAUUUAAAAAGAAAAAAAAAGAUUUAGGAUAUUUUUAUUUUAUGCAAAUUGUAAUAUGAAAGGUGCUGCCAGGUCUUCACAAAACUCUUCAGGUACUCAGCAAAAAAAAAAAAGAACAACUUUGUUAGCUCCAGAUUCCACCAGCACUACUACUACUACUUCAACUGCAAUAGGGCACCUCUGUUUCUUAAUUUUGGAUCUUUGUAAAAUGGUCUUUGUUUUAUUACGAUGUAUUAUUUUUUUUUAAUCCUGAGUCUGUAAGACAAACCGUUUUAAACUGGACAUCUACAUUAUGAUAAAGCUCCUUUCAUUCAGUC
This is a messenger RNA of Xyrichtys novacula (pearly razorfish), 5259 nucleotides long. NCBI's taxonomy places the organism in Eukaryota, Metazoa, Chordata, Actinopteri, Labriformes, Labridae. The record is from the annotation of a GenBank genome assembly.